AUGGCCAAGUCAAAGCCCGUUCAUGUGCAUGUCAUAGGCGCUGUAUUGGGUUACUCAACUGAGUUGGCUUGCUCAGUGAAGGCAGCUGAAGCUCUGAUUGGUUGUCCAGAGGUCAUUGAAGGGUCUUACGAGAAGGGCUCCACCUAUUGGUGUAUCUUCUGUUCCUGUGACGUUCCCCGGCAUGCCCAGGAUGGACUUGUUACACUCAAAUUGGCAAUGUUUAUUGAACACUUGUGCAGUGCCUCCCACAAACAAGCCUCCAUCAAGUACUACCGCACACACAAUGGUGAUUCUGAGAAGAUGAAACAGCGCCUGGUCUUCUCCGACGAGGACUACAGCACAUUCAAGACCAACCUAACUCAAGCCCUGGACCAGUUUGAAAACAAGGCUCAUGCAGAUCUACAAGAGAGUGCAGCCAAGAUCCGAAGACUACAGAAAGAACAUUUACAGCAUGCCCUAGACACACCACCACAGCCUGAUCUUUCCCAGUCAAAGUCACCACAGGGUCAUUCAACAGAUGGGAGUUCAGAUAUGCAAGCAAGAGCUUCUGAUCAGCAGCGGCAGCAGAGCCUCAGAGGGGUGCAGGUCUUAGGGAGAGUUCGAACCAUAGGAGUCAUAUCAUCUGGCGGACUCACAUCCAUUGCUACAAAUACUAAGCAGGCUUCCAUUGAAGGCAACAUUCACACCGGUGCCCCACCCCCAUGGCUAACAGCAGACUCUGAUGAAACAGGGACAUCAAGUGUGAUUGGACCGGUAGAAGAUGACUUCAUCAAACAUUUGGCGAGAGAGAAGAAGAAAAAGCUGAAUCCAAACAGAGUCGGAGCCAAGUUUGAUCAUGUGACUCCGACCAACGAAGAAUGGCUGCCUUCAUUCGGCAGGGUGUGGAACUCGGGAAGGAGGUGGCAGUCAAGACACCAGUACAGGAAAGAGAAGAAAGAGGACGGAAGACAGAAGAGGAAAGCACCUCAUACGGAAAGCAAGCCACCUUGA
Molecule: messenger RNA, 990 nt
Organism: Lytechinus variegatus (green sea urchin)
Lineage: Eukaryota; Metazoa; Echinodermata; Echinoidea; Temnopleuroida; Toxopneustidae
Product: centrosomal AT-AC splicing factor-like
Exons: 8
Coding region: 1-990 (329 amino acids)
Source: RefSeq, a predicted model, not a curated record